AUGUUAUGGUUGAGGGGACUUAGUAUACAAACCGCAUCAUCAUGGAAUGAACCACAUAAGCAGGAGUUGGGACAGAACAACAUUGCCAGAAAGAUGUGGUCAGUCGACGUUUUGGUACUGGUAAUCUGUUUUGUAGCGCAUGUGUCCGGACAUGCUGACAUGAUCGAUCCACCUAGUAGGGGCCUGCUUGGUAAAUACCACACCCCCUGGGGAGUCAACUGUGGCGGUUUAUCGAAGCAAAUAGCAAACGGUGGCCUAUGCGGACCAUGUGGUGACGACAUAACUCAAGGCAUGCCCCGAGAUAUGGAAGAGGGAGGCAAAUAUGGUAAAGCAGGGAUCGGAAAGACCUAUAACGAAGGGGAGACAAUUUCUAUAGUAGUUAGAGUCACGGCAAACCACAAGGGUUUCUUCGACUUCAAACUCUGUCCUAGCGCCAAUGUUACAAGACGGACAAAAGAACUCGAGCAAUGUCUAAACGAAUAUCCUCUCGACAUCAUUGAUACUAUCACGGGAACAAGGGACAAGGUAUGGCCAUUGGGAAAUGGAAAUGGCAAUAUUACCAAUCUAGAGCUCGUGUUGCCAACUGGUGUCACGUGUGCCCAUUGCGUUCUCCGCUGGGACUGGAUAGGAGGCAACAACUGCUGUGGCAAUCCGCAAGAGCAGUUUCGAAACUGCAUGGAUAUUGAAAUAGUAGGAGACUCUGUCCCCACACCACCGGCACCUACACCAGCCCCUCCACCAGCCCCUACUGAGGCCACUUUGACUUCCUGUCCACCAAACCACGUACUCAAAUGCACGCCUGUGGCACCUCUGCCCGCUGUUGAUUGUUUGCUUGAUUGGUGCACGAACGAAUGCCAGGCCAAAUCGAACGCAUGUACCAGUGAUAGGUGUAAAUGCAGGUGCGAAUUCCAGGAGAGAAAGUGUACCUACAUGUAUGGCAGAUACAUUGACAUAAUGCCACAACCAAAUGAAUUUUGCGAAAACAUGUGUAACGGUGGAUUCUGUAGCAAGAAACACUGCGAUUGUAACUACUAUUGA
Ylistrum balloti is the source of this 1038-nucleotide messenger RNA. RefSeq lists its product as uncharacterized. Lineage: Eukaryota; Metazoa; Mollusca; Bivalvia; Pectinida; Pectinidae. The record is from RefSeq and is a predicted model, not a curated record. The transcript is spliced from 3 exons. Bases 1 to 1038 code for a protein of 345 amino acids.